AUGUUCGAGUUGGUGGCUUUAUUUUGUCUCUCGAGCAGGAUAGAAUAUCACACGCCAUGGGCUUUGUAGGAGAAGACUCCUAGAGAGUGGAAACGAAGAAAGAGAUAGUAGGCGGAUGGAGGAGAGAGAGAAAAGAACAAACUAAAGCCACCCCUGGCAAAAGAGAGAGAAAGCUAGAAAGAAGGCUCCCCUAUCAAACACAAGACGGUAGUGAUCAAGGCCAGGCUGCAGCUACCGGGCAUCCAGCAGCCACACCACCAACACCAUCUGCACCACAAGGCCAGGCCGCGCGCCCCUGGUCCUCGUUCUACGCGCCCCGGCCGGCCGCGAACCCUAUUCCUUGUUCUUGAAUCUCUCAUCCCCAAUCAAUCCUACACACCAGCUGAGAGGAGAGAGAAUUAAUUCGGGAGAUCUAGAGAGAGAAGGGCCAGGAGGAGCGCGUGGGAGAGGGGGAGAAUAGAAUGUUCCCUUCCAAGAAGGCCACUAGCGCAGCCGCUGCCGUGAGCUCAAAUGAUAGGCCGAUGUGCGUGCAGGGAGACUCGGGGCUCGUCCUCACCACCGACCCCAAGCCCCGCCUCCGGUGGACGGUCGAGCUCCAUGAGCGCUUCGUCGACGCCGUCACGCAGCUCGGCGGCCCGGACAAGGCGACUCCAAAGACUAUCAUGAGGGUCAUGGGAGUGAAGGGGCUUACUCUCUACCACCUCAAGAGCCACCUCCAGAAAUUUAGGUUAGGGAAGCAGCCGCACAAGGAGUUCAACGAUCACUCAGUUAAGGAUGCUGCGGCGAUGGAGAUGCAACGAAACGCAGCUUCUUCUUCGGGCAUAAUGGGAAGAAGCAUGAAUGACCGCAGCGUGCACAUGAAUGAGGCUAUCAGAAUGCAAAUGGAAGUCCAGAGAAGGCUACAUGAGCAGCUAGAGGUGCAAAAGCACCUCCAGAUGAGGAUUGAAGCCCAGGGGAAGUACAUGCAGUCCAUCCUGGAGAAAGCCUACCAGACCCUCGCCUCCGGCGACGUCGCGGCGUGCCCGGCCGGGUACAAAUCCCUAAGCAACCAGGCAAUCCUCGACGUCUGCUCCCUCAAGGAUAUGGGCCCUUCCAUGGGCUUCGCUUCCCUGCAAGACCUGCACAUGUACGGCGGAGGCCACCUGGACCUGCAGCAGCAGAUGGAGCGGCCAAUGGAGGCCUUCUUCGCCAAUUGCGAAAUCGGCUCGCUGGGGAAGAAGAGGCUCAACCCUUACGCCGCCGGGAAGAGCCCGAUGAUGAUGUGGGGCGACGACGAGCAGGGCAGGGGCAUCGACCAGCUCCAGAUGGCGCCGCCGAUGAUGGACGCCGCCGGCAUCAACGUCAUGGACUCCAUCGCCGACGUGUACGGCGAGGCGAAGCCCAUGCUGUCCGGCGACUCCACGGGGAGCAAGGGCUGCUUCGACGGCAAGCUUGAGAGGCCAUCGCCGCGGCGGCCGCACAUGGGAAAUGAGAGGAUGGGCAGCCCGUCGGUGAUCGGAGGCCAGACGAGGAACAUGUCCUACGGGUAACUAGCUCACUGAUUAACCAGCAGUCCUUAUUAUUAACUUGCGGUGAAAUUAAAUUAAAAGCAGGCGAUUAUUAUUAACUGGUGCAUGGCUACAAAUAAGUAUAGCUGGAUCAGAAUGGGAUACGGUGGAGAUACAUAUAUAGCAUAUAUGUGUCAUUGAUCAGGAUGAUCUUAUUGUUGUGCAUCACCUGUUGGAUGAUGCUCCAAGAUUAUCUAUUUUGAAGAGAUGUACCCAAGUUCUAUGUAAUUGCUGUAUGUGUUGCUGAGAUGGUUGUAAAUGAAUGUGUAACUUAAUUAUUAAUUGGUAAUUUUGCAUGCUGAGGAAAAACAAGCUUUCAUUGAUCUGAGGCAUGUACAUUGUAUCGAAGAAAAUGUCAACGGAACUUUCUGAUAACUUGUAUUGUA
Messenger RNA from Panicum virgatum (switchgrass), 1933 nucleotides. Its product is annotated as myb family transcription factor IPN2-like. The transcript has 6 exons. The record is from RefSeq and is a predicted model, not a curated record. Gene Ontology annotation, molecular function: DNA binding; DNA-binding transcription factor activity. Lineage: Eukaryota; Viridiplantae; Streptophyta; Magnoliopsida; Poales; Poaceae. Bases 462 to 1529 code for a protein of 355 amino acids.